This is a messenger RNA of Drosophila hydei, 717 nucleotides long. RefSeq names its product RNA-binding protein FUS. The coding region runs from base 135 to 563 and encodes 142 amino acids. Lineage: Eukaryota; Metazoa; Arthropoda; Insecta; Diptera; Drosophilidae. The transcript has 3 exons. The record is from RefSeq and is a predicted model, not a curated record.
GGCUGGAUAAGCUGGAAAUAUUCAUUCGACUUCAAAGUUUCUGGUGGUAAACAUAUGGAAUAGGAAAACUACAAAAAUAAUUUUCGAACCCAGAAAUUGUUUAAAUUUUUCGUUUGGCUAAAUAAUUGUGUGAGAUGGAUUACAACAGUGGUGCUGAAUUCAACUGGAAUUACGUGGGAGGUCAGGGCUCGGCCGGUAGCCAGGCCAUGUCUAGUUAUCCACAGCAGAUGGGGCAGAUGGGGCAGAUGGGCCAUGGCGGCUAUGGUGGUAGUGGGGUCAGUGGUGGUGGUGGACAACAUUGGCUGCACUCGAACCAGAGCAACCAGGCCUACCAGAACACGGUGCCAAACUCGACUCCUCCGGCUCCAUUCGAGGCGUACAACCAAUCGAUGAUGCGUUAUGCAAACGUACACAAAUCUGGAAACGGCGGAAUGGGUCAGAUGGGCAUGGGUGGAGGAAUGGGAGGCAAUUACGGUGGCUACGGCGGAAUGAAUCGCAAUGGACUUGGCAACGGUUUCGGUGGAAUGGGACAAAAUGCUAACAGCGGCUAUUCCAGCUGGUAAAAGUGUCUUUGAAGUAUAACUGCUUUCGCGUCUACUUGCAUAAUUAUUUGAAAUUUUCCCAAUCAGUUCUUUGCCCUUCAAAUGUUAACCAAACUACGACUUUUCCUGAGCUAUACCGAUUAUGAUAUUUAAUAAACUCGUUUUUUAGCAUCAA